AUGGUGGCUGCCUCGCCGGAGCAAGUUCCGGUGAGCUCCGAUGAGGUUGAAAAUCAACAUUUUAGCUCGGGUAUUGUUCUUGAGAGCGAAAUAGACGGUGGUAAUAUUUCCAUAAACCCGGAAUAUUUGAGGGGGAGUUCGUCGGAUAAUAAUUUGGGUCGUGGGCAUCGUGAAAAGAGACCUCCUUCGUGGCAUCGGAAUUAUGUUACUCAUACUAUCAAUACUGAAAAUAUAGACCCCUCCACGACAAAUAUCGACCCUCCUCAAUCACAUUCCUCAGGUAAACCUUUCCCUAUAGCUUGUCAUGUUGAAUAUAAUAAUUUUUCUAACAGACAUAGGUGUUUUCUGGCAACGAUCACUAAGGUAAAGGAAUCGUCUUCAUUCAAAGAGGCGGUUAUAGACGUCGGUUGGCAUAAGGCUAUGCAAGAUGAAAUUGAUGCUCUAGAACGCAAUGGCACAUGGUCUGUUGUAGACCUUCCUCCAGGGAAGAGAGCUAUUGGUAGUGGUUGGGUGUAUAAAAUCAAGUACACCGACAAAUCAAAAGUGGAACGUCUCAAAGCUCGUUUGGUUGUUUAUGGCAACCGUCAGGUUGAAGGUGUUGAUUAUAAUGAGACGUUCGCUCCAGUUGCAAAAAUGACUAUGGUACGUAUUCUGUUAGCCGUUGUCGUGUCUUUAAAUUGGGAGUUACAUUAG
Messenger RNA from Chenopodium quinoa (quinoa), 693 nucleotides. RefSeq lists its product as uncharacterized. The coding region runs from base 1 to 693 and encodes 230 amino acids. The record is from RefSeq and is a predicted model, not a curated record. The transcript has a single exon. Lineage: Eukaryota; Viridiplantae; Streptophyta; Magnoliopsida; Caryophyllales; Amaranthaceae.